CCCCCUUGUGUUAGCGGAUUUGUCCACUGUUACUGUUUGUGCGAUACGGGAUAGAUUUCCCUCUAGUCCUCUGUAAUCUGUAUGAGUUUUCUCACGCGUUCGCUAACAAAGUGACACUGAGGUCGUUCGGUGUAUGGGCAACAGGAAAUACAUUAAAACAGAGAUUUCUCCCUCGCUGCGCAUUCUUUCUGGCUAGCUUGCUACAAUUUGUUGACACUGCCCCAGGCACACAAGAAGAAGCUGUCAAUAUUUGCCUCAGUCCUAUGCUGCAAUCCCAAUCAGGAGUUGCCAUAUGGAAGCAACCGACACCAAUACCUCUAAUUUUGACUCAGAUAAUGCUAUCAGAUAAGGCUUUGGGAAUUGUCGCGAUUCGGUCCAGUAGUCAAGAAAGCGCAAUCCCGGGUGACGACUGGCUCACUGGUCACAACAUUAAGCUGAUCAUCAGUGGUGGCUAUGCGACUAAAUCCCACAACAGGACUGUCACAUGACUACGCUCACCGAGAGUUUAUUUCCGUGUUCACUUGGGACUAUAUGAAACUGUAACUGUGAGGGGGUGCCUGUCUAGUCCUCGCAUUUGGAUGGAACGCCGUGCCAAUUUGGAGUGGAGGGUAAAUUCGGAAUAAGGAGAACACCUGAAUAUACAGUAGGGGGGUGCGCACUGUAGCAGGAUCAUGUUCACACGAAUGAAAUCGGCCAUGGCCAAUAUAGUGGGAGGCAUCAUGGCUGGUGGUACCAACGGCGAUCAUCUGGGAAGCUCUGAUUUACCGCUGAAAUUCCCCUACAUGAGACCGGAGUUUUUGGGAUUGUCACUUGACGAGAUUGAGUGCUCCGCGGAUCACAUCGCGCGACCGAUCCUCAUCUUGAAAGAGACGAAUAGAUUGCCGUGGUCUACGGGUUAUGCAGAGGUGAUCAAUGCUGGGAAAAGUGCUCUGAACGAGGACCAGGCCUGCUGUGAGGUGCUGGCCCUGAAGAGGAGGCCGGCGCCCUCCACCCCCAGCCGAACCCCCACCGCCAGCAGGAGGUCAUCCCUGCCCAACGGAGAGGGCCUGGGGCUCCGAGAGAACGCUGACGCCGAGGGGCUGGUGCUGCACUACUGGGGGAUGUUUGAUGGGCAUGCGGGGUCGGGCGCGGCCGUGGUGGCCUCCCGCCUGCUGCAUCACCGCAUCCUGGAGCACCUGCAGGAGGUGCUGGAGAUCCUGCGCAACUCGGCCAUCCUGCCCCCCACCUGCCUGGGCGAGGAGCCCAGAGACCAUCACCUGUCCCCAGGGGGCUCCCAGCGGGCCCUCACCCGGGCCGCCUCGCUCCGAGCGUCCGCAGGGGCUCCCAGUUCCCCCAGCUCCCCAGCCCCGCGCUUCUACACGGAGAAGAAGGUCCAGCACGAGAGCCUGGUCAUCGGUGCCAUAGAAAACGCCUUCAAAGAGAUGGAUGCACAGAUUGAGAGAGAGAAGGCUGUUUACUGCAUAUCGGGGGGUUGCACUGCCGUGGCCGUGGUGUAUUUCCUGGGCAAACUCUACGUGGCCAAUGCUGGAGACAGCAGGGCCAUCAUUGUCCGCAAUGGCGAGAUCAUCCCCAUGUCGACCGAGUUCACCCCGGAGUCAGAGCGCCAGAGGCUCCAGUUUCUGGGUUUCAUGCAGCCUCACUUGCUGGGCAAUGAGUUUACGCACUUGGAGUUCCCCAGACGGGUGCAGAGGAAGGAGGUGGGCAAGAGGAUGCUCUACAGAGACUUCACUAUGAACGGAUGGGCAUAUAAAACCAUAGAAGACGACGACCUGAAGUUUCCUUUAAUAUACGGGGAAGGGAAGAAGGCACGUGUAAUGGCUACUAUCGGUGUAACCCGGGGCCUAGGUGACCAUGACCUGAAAGUGCACGACUCCAACAUCUACAUCAAACCCUUCCUGUCCUGCUGUCCAGAGGUGAAGGUGUAUCCCCUCACCCAGUUUGAGCACGGCACGGAUGACGUGUUGAUACUGGCAACAGACGGCCUGUGGGAUGUGCUCUCCAAUGAGGAUGUGGCUGAGGCUGUCACCUGUUUCCUUGGUAACUGCGACCCAGAUGAUCAGAACAGAUACACCAUGGCAGCACAGGACCUGGUGAUGAGAGCUCGAGGGGUGCUUAGAGACAGGGGCUGGAGGAUCGCUAAUGACCGCCUCGGCUCUGGAGAUGACAUCUCUGUGUACAUCAUCCCUCUUCUAUAUGGGAACAGGCAAAUCUAGCCAACGUGGACUCGGGGGGUAUUGAAAUAAUGUCCACAUAUUAUGUGAAAUCCUGAGGCCCCGAAGCCCAUCUGAGCCUUGAAAAGCCAACAGAUUCAAUCCACUGACGGGGAUCCAAACGCUCAACCUUCGACACCCAGAGGGUGACAAACAAUUUGGUUUUGUCACAACGGAAGAUCUCAGAAUGCAAGACCCUCUUCAGUGCCACCAUUUUGUAUUUGUCAGAUUUGGCACAGAUUUGAAAGCUACUGAUGAACAGUGUUCAUUGUUAGCCAUUUUUAUCCCUGUGUGCUGUCUCAAAAAAGGGUGUGAGAAUGCCAAAGCGUUGGCCAUUCUUUUAUUUUAACAAUGUGAGAUGAUUAGAGCUCAUUUCACUGUGGUCAAAAAGUUUGGGACAGGGCUAUAUUUUUUAAAUGUAACAGGAUUAUUAAAUAAAUAUCGUUAAUAUAUCGUUUUUAUCAUCAAAGAUUAGAUUUAAAUGUUAAACCUUUUUUUUUUCCCCAGAUAGCUUAAGUGAAUGCGUUAAAGAUUGUUUCAAGUCUCCUGUUUUUACGGAGAGCCUGUGCAGAAAUUAAAUAGACUAAUCAAAGUUGCUUACAAGUCAUCAAGAUAGUUUUCCCUCCACAGCCAGAUUGCCGUCUCUCUCUCAGAGUAAGAGUGGCCAUCUGCUGUGUGUAUAUUUCCACCGACACUAACCUAAACAGUGCUGUCAGACUCCCGGUAUACUGUUAUACCACGGGUCUCAUUUGGAGAGAGAGAGAGAGGGCUGAAUGAUUCCUUGAGUCUCAGGGGAGCGGUGCUCAGGCCGUGCGUACUUAGCGCUGCACCCCAAGUGGAACUGCUUAAACCAUUACCCUUACUCGCAUGGUGCGAAUGAACAAUAGUCUGUCAACUAUUGGUCGAAAGCAGUUUGGGUGCCUUUGCACGUGUUAACAUUUGGACAUUAGUUGCCCGAAUCAAAAGCACCAUAACACUUGGGGUAUGCAUCAGCUCCUUAUGCAGUCCAAGUGAUUAUUUUGACAAUUAAAACUCCCCAUAAGUGACAAAGAUAGGUACAAUCUCAAUUCAGAUUUACAGUGACAUUUGUUAUCUACUGUCCUCUGUCAGACAGUACAAGUAGAGUCAGUAUUUUUUUCUCAGCAUGAAUUACUGUUGUUGCAUGAUUGUAUUGCUCCAAGGCAUAAUUACAUAGUAUGGGGGUCAGAUUUUAUUUAAACAUAAUCUGUUUUCAUCAAUGUAACAGUAUGGGACAACCCCUAUGUUGCUUUAUUGAGGUUUGUGUUUCCUUAUACAGAACAAGAAAACAAGGAGUGUUAAAUAAUACCACUCUCCUCAAGCGGUAACGCACAUGUUUUACCGUUGCUGUUUCGCUCAAGAUGUUGAAGUUAUUAAUGUAAUCAACCCAAUGCAGGGAAAUAGCAUUGGAAAUUGUGUCAGACUCUUAAAGAUCACAUACGAUUUUGUCAUUAGUCCAUGAACUGAUAUACUUGUCAUCCCAUUACAGAAAUACCUCAUUUAGAAGAGCUGAAUAAAACAUUCGGACAUACAUUAAUAACAUUUUCAGAAGGCACAUUGUGCAUACCAUACCAGUGCAUUCGCUGCAGAAGCUCCUGUACAAUCUAACUUCAUCCCCCAACUGUCUUCACAAUCAUUAUGGUUAUUCAUGCUGCAAGCGCAGUGUUAGAGUAAUUGUCUGUAAAGUACAUUGCUGAGGGAAAAAAGCAUGUAAAUGUAUACUGUGACUUCUGUGCAAAUCAAUGCCAUGUUCGUGCCAUAGAACAUUUUAUGUUUAUGUUCUUAGAUUGAUUGUUUGAUUAAUUUAAGAUUUCUUUUCCGAUUUUUUUAAUUUAUUUUAUAUGAAUAAAUGUCUUAAUUUAUUAAAGAAUCAUACAUGUUAUAAUGGAAAUGAUAGGGUCUUAGAAUGUACAGAUUGUUCUUUUUUCCUCCAAUUUGCUGUCAUGAUUUUCUGUUAAAUGAAUGCUUGGUCAUAAAUAUUUGAAGUGACGUUAGGUGAGCCAAGUGAUCAUUAAGAUUACCUCCACAGGGGCUCCUUGUGUCUCAGCCUAAACUAUCCCCGGAGUCUCUGUGCUGUAUUUAUCUUACUGAUGGCAGAACGUGAUCUGGGGUGAUGGGAGGGAAAUAAUGUGACGCCUGACUGACUGUACAAAUGAGGUUCUGCAUGGGAGAUUCUAUCCAGGUGGAUCAUUACCAAGGAAUUGCAGUCCACAUGUCAUGUGAAAUGUGAAAUGUACUCAAACUCCACAUCCUGGCCUAAGACACUCUGAUUCCCGUCUCAAACCUCUAAACCACAAGCUCUUCCUCCCUCCCUCCAUCUCUCUCUCUCUCGCGUGCUCUCAUAUGGACUAGUUUUCUCUGUAAAAUGCAGGUUUCAAGGUUGGAUGAUCAAAUCUUUCUUGCAAUGCAGGGGACUUGCCCAUUGAUUCCAUCCCUAAAUCAUGGAUUGUGUAAACUUCUCCAAUUGUCUUGGGAAAAUGGAAAGACUUUGGCUUUAAACCAUACCACUGUCUGUAACUUCUUUGCUACAUCAAGAUUCUCUCUCCCCCCCCUAUUCCUAUUUGUACAGACUAUAGAGGACACAGACUAUAAAGGACUGCAUCACAUCAAUAAUGGAUUGGUGUGCUAUGGGCAAAGUGGAACAGCGGCCGAUCUGAUUUAUGAAAAUAAUAUAAAUGUUCAUGUCUUCUUGUGUGAAAAGUAAAUGACAUAUAUAUAUAUAUAUAUAUGAAAAACAACAUUUAUGUACAGGAGACGCAACAUUUGGAUUUCUUUUUCUAUGUGAAACAACUUUUGUAAUUAUUAGUAAACCUUUGGAUUCAACAUUUGCUAGAAAA
Molecule: messenger RNA, 5065 nt
Organism: Clupea harengus (Atlantic herring)
Lineage: Eukaryota; Metazoa; Chordata; Actinopteri; Clupeiformes; Clupeidae
Gene: ppm1h
Product: protein phosphatase, Mg2+/Mn2+ dependent, 1H
Biological process (GO): protein dephosphorylation
Cellular component (GO): mitochondrion
Molecular function (GO): [pyruvate dehydrogenase (acetyl-transferring)]-phosphatase activity
Source: RefSeq, a predicted model, not a curated record